This is a messenger RNA of Pomacea canaliculata, 2413 nucleotides long. RefSeq lists its product as uncharacterized. The transcript is spliced from 5 exons. The record is from RefSeq and is a predicted model, not a curated record. Lineage: Eukaryota; Metazoa; Mollusca; Gastropoda; Architaenioglossa; Ampullariidae. The coding region runs from base 482 to 1570 and encodes 362 amino acids.
CCACUCUGUGAAUAAAUGCUCAUCAUAAAUCGUCGGACACCUUUGAUGAACCGUACGACCCUGACGAGCAGCGGGGCCCAGAGCAGUGCGCACAAGUGAUACAAGGCGCACCAAGCGAUACAAAGUUGUCAAGCUCACACAUAUUUAUUUCUGCGCCAUGCACACGAGAUCACAGUACUUGCUUACAUCAGAUAGAGAGACUCGUCUCGCCUAUAAUCAGCAUCACACACCUGUUACGGAUUCCACUCCAGAUGUGAGUGUUUUUUCUUUUGGAUCUGUUGUGGGAUGAACGGCUGAACUGAAGUAAGUUGCACUAAUCUAGUGAGAGUUUGGAAUGUGGACUUGAACCAACAGUUGAUGGUGUUUUUACAAACCCCUACGGCGGCAGCAGCAGUGGAAGAAGACGAAGUAGGAACAGCAUCGGAAGAAUCCAGGAAGUACGUCGUCAGGAGCUGCCUGAAAUCUCCAAGACUCAGAGACCAUGUCGCUAGCAGUGUCCACACUUUUCCUGACUUUCUCGUCGCUGCAGUUUAUACAGUGUGAGAGUGCAUCUAAUACAGUUUUUGAAGACAAAUUCAAGUACCAGCUGACGGCUACAGCCACCUAUGGGAUGGUGUCUGACAAUCCCACCCCGAAUGCCUGGGUGCCAGUCGACAAGGACGCCGCUCAGAAGGAAGGAGAGAGUGUGACGAAUUCUGAGUAUCUGCAGCUCAUACUGUGGGAGAACCUCUCGUUCGGCACUAAUUCCAGUGCACAGAAAUCCUCGAAUCUGACGUCACCACACGAGGUCAAGGACAGCCCUCGUUUUCGUCGAGUAGACGACAGGAAGAUGCCGGACAACGUGAAAUUUGACCUCAGUAGGGAGAGAUCCAGUGUGCCCACACCAGACAUUGAUGAACCUUUUUCCAUCAGCGAAGAGAAGUACAUCGUAACUGACGACGACCCUAUUUUUAAAACAGCGGAUGACGUUGAAUUUUGGGUGGUGGCCAUCAGACAGAUUCCAGGCAAUCCAGACGAGAUUGUCUCCAACCCCAUCACCUUUGUCGUCAAGAUCGACCACGGAAAGCAGGAAGGCCAAGGGGCAGCACUCUAUGCCGGAGUUAUCGUUGUUGUCAUCUGUAUAUUCGCCCUCCUCAUUCCCUUCACUGUGCGAGCCAAACGGCGGCUGAAGCAAGGCAAGCCCGUGUGCGCAUGCGGGAGUAGCAGCAAAUCGGAGGAGAAGCGUGAGACCAGUAGGGGAUCGUUAGACGAGAGGCAGCACGACCAGGAGAAGCUGGCUGCCAUGCUGAACGAAGCUGAGAUGGCAAGAGGUUCUGUUGGAGCUAAGCACGAGACGAUCCAGAGCCAGGCCAUGAAGUCCACAUCACAGCCUCACCUGCAGCCCCACUGGCGGGAUCCCCACUACAACUCCACCUACGAACGGCCGGCACAUUACACGAACAUGUCGUAUGUACCCCACACCAGUGACACGGGUGCUGGAAGUGAGCGAAGCGGCAAAGACAAGGUGGAGGAGAAGCCGUCGACUUCGGACAUACGUACCUCAGAAAGCCCUCACAUGUACAAGUUCUAGAAGGGGCCGGGGUCUUUAAGACCUGACGUGAGGGAGGGGAGGACUGAUGUACUCGGGCCCACGGGUAUGGAGGAGCCCGGCUUUGGUCAGUAGUUUUUUUUUUUCUUUGAAGCAAAAAGCGAAAAGAAAAGGUAUCGCGAAGAAAAAAAACUAGACUUAACGAAUUCUACAAAGUGUAGGCUUCGCCACUACUACACUUCCUGCUACCUCCAAUGAUUGUACGCACAUCUGUGAUGACUGUGACAUCACACGUGCAUUAGGGUGAAGGACAUCACCUUGUAUCAUCUUUAAUCUUGGUUUAUUUAAUCUGUGGAGUUUUUAUCACCUCCACUGGUGACAUUUACCUACAGAAGGGGUGAGAAGUUUAACCUUUCCCUCAUUUACUGACGUGUAUACAGCUCUAAAAUGUUCAUUUCAAUUAGUAUAUCUUAGAUGUUUACACUUUUCCUAAUGUUUGCUGUCUACAUUAAGUUGCUAAACGAAAUGUAAGCUUAUAGAUAUUGUCAGUUGAGUUAUAACUUGUAAGUAUACUAUUAUACACUGGAAAAAUAAUAAACGAUUACAAUUAAUGUAAGGGGCUUGGAAGGUCAUCUACCCCGGGGCUUUUGGUGGCCCUGGUCAGAGGCCCACUGUGAUUUGCCUCGUGCUUCGGAUAAAGAAAAGUAAAGUUCAUUUGCCGGUCCUCUUCAAGAGUGCUAUUGCACUUUCUGGUGAUCACUUGUCUCCGUCUGCAGCCAAAGGGUAACAUUUAGAAAUGGUGAUGCAGCGGGUGGCAAGGGACUGUGAAAGUGCUGUUAAGUACAGAGCAAACAAACAAAUAAAAGAAGGAAAAAGAAACAGGAA